UAUUUUUCUAUUUUUUUUGUUGUUUUAUAACUCCAACUUUUUUAAUAGGCCUAUAAUGUUGAAGAAUACAAGCUUAAUGACUGUGCAACGCCGAUCCAUGCACUGGAGUCGUGCUUUAUUCAUGGAAAAGGCCAGCUCACCUUCCUUCAACACCAAGUCUGUUGCUGAUCAACUUUCUUUAUCACCAAGUGUAUUGACACAAGCUUUAACCCACAAAUCGUUCAAACAUGGUAAAGUUCCUUCCAAUGAGCGUCUUCAAUAUGUGGGCCAUCGUUCGUUAGAGUUCUUUGCUCUUGAAGCCAAUAUGAACAAGCAAGGUGUCGAGGAAUUAAAGAAUGCCAUUGUCAAGGUAUUCGAACCUGCCCAUUUAGCUGCCAAAUUUGAUGCCUUGGGUUUAGAAGCUGGUGUUCAAUGUCAUUUGCCUCAGGAUGUCGUUACACUUUCCGUCAAGUCAAAGACACUUGAAGCCAUUGUUGGUGCCAUUUACCAUGAACGUGGAUUAAACGCCGCUAAAGAAUUUGUAAAGAAGCAUGUUUUAGUUUAAGAGAAAGCUAUAGAAAAGGAUGAAUUAAAAAGAAUAAACU
Messenger RNA from Mucor mucedo, 584 nucleotides. RefSeq names its product ribonuclease-III-like-domain-containing protein. The transcript is spliced from 3 exons. Gene Ontology annotation, biological process: RNA processing; mitochondrial translation. Gene Ontology annotation, molecular function: ribonuclease III activity; structural constituent of ribosome. Lineage: Eukaryota; Fungi; Mucoromycota; Mucoromycetes; Mucorales; Mucoraceae. The record is from RefSeq and is a predicted model, not a curated record. Bases 56 to 544 code for a protein of 162 amino acids. Gene Ontology annotation, cellular component: mitochondrial large ribosomal subunit.